This is a messenger RNA of Symbiodinium natans, 807 nucleotides long. The record is from the annotation of a GenBank genome assembly. Lineage: Eukaryota; Dinophyceae; Suessiales; Symbiodiniaceae.
AUGGCGUCAGCGAAAGCGGGAAGAGAAUCACCAGUUGAGUCCACUCCAGCGGUUGAUAGCUAUUUGCAUCUUCAUGUUGGCGGAUUGGAGAAGCCAGCCUGCAGUCCUGUUUGCGAGACGGGUGUUGCGCAAGAGGGGACUCUUGCCGGUGACGCCGUUACUUCCGAUGCCAUGACAGCUGCCCUCGAAACCAUGGUGUUGGCUUCGGACACCGACCUCUUAGCGCAGUUAAUGAUGCCUAGGAGCAAGAAGCAUUUGCAGAUUCAUCAGAAAGCUGUGCAUUUUUUGGUGGAAUACCGUCUCCGACAGUGGAUAUGCGAGCAAAAUCUGAUGGCCCGGCUUCCGCCGUCCAUAUCCGAGGCGGCAGAGAUGUAUGUGACCUUAUGCUUUCACUUAUGCCCCGAUCACCCGCGCGCCGCACGCAUGCAGAGGGCGCUGGAAGAUGGCGCCGUGCAGCACUCGGCUGGUCGCUACUUCCGGCGGUGGGCGAAGAAGUUCCAGUACGAAUGGGGCUUCAAGCUCGGGCAGCUGCGGCCGGCGUCGCACCUCUCGUCCGAGGACAUCAAGCAGAAGGCUCCGGCUUCGGUGUCCCAAGCUCCUGCAACAGUGUCCUUGUCAUGCAUCCUGUCGACCCCGUGUGAUCCAAACCCGAGGCCACAUUUGGCUUCAAAAAAACAGUCAAUCUGCCUUUCCUGGCGCAAGCCCGAGCCCAAAUUUAGACUCGUAAAUUGUUCCCAUAUUUGGCUUCGUUCGCUUCCCUUUUUGGUUGGCAGGUGCAGCUGUGUUGGCAAAGGUGCCGGCACUUGA